This is a messenger RNA of Grus americana (Whooping crane), 756 nucleotides long. It is a transcript of the gene PSMG4, whose product is annotated as proteasome assembly chaperone 4. Bases 233 to 616 code for a protein of 127 amino acids. The record is from RefSeq and is a predicted model, not a curated record. Gene Ontology annotation, biological process: proteasome assembly. NCBI's taxonomy places the organism in Eukaryota, Metazoa, Chordata, Aves, Gruiformes, Gruidae. The transcript has 3 exons.
CACCGGGCGAGGGGGGGCUGUGCGCGUGCACCCGGAGAGCUACGCACGGAGGAAGCGUGCGCCCACCGGGUGCCCGGGGCGGGCGGCUGCGCAGGGCCGGUACCGGGGGCGGCACCGCCGGCAGCGUCUGUGGCGGGGCGGGCGCGGCGGAGCACCGCCUCCCCGGGCAGCGGGGCGGGCCGCCCGCUCGGGCCUUGCUCGCUGAGGCCUGGCCGAGCCGGGUGAAGGGCCGAUGGAGGCGGCGGGCGGCGGGGGAGCGGCGGCGGCGACGGGCGGCAUCGCCCUGCACGACUUCAGCGGGCGGCUGGGCGAGCAGCGGGUGCACUUCCACGCCAUGCGGCUGCGGGACUCGCUCUUCCUCUGGGUGGGCGCCGCGCCCGCCCUCGCCAGCCUGGCCGUCGCCAUGUGCAGCCCCCGUGACAGCAUCCCGGUGGCCGCCUCGCUCCUGGGGGAUCCCUCCGACACCGCCUCCGCCUGCCUGGCUCAGCGCUUGGCCAGCAAGACCAAAAAACAGAUAUUUGUCAGCUACAAUCUUCAAAACACAGACAGCAAUUUCACCUUACUCAUAGAAAACAGGAUCAAAGAAGAAAUGAUGGCUUUUCCAGAGAAGUUCUGACUUUUCGUCAUUGUAAAAUAACUGGGGUUUUUGUUUUAGAAAAACUGAUUGCCAUUUUCACACUGACAUUAAGUUAGUAUAUUUGUUUUGUAUUGUUUUGAUUGAAUUUGCAAUUGUUAUUAAAUAUAGCUGGACCUAAA